Molecule: messenger RNA, 1205 nt
Organism: Lobosporangium transversale
Lineage: Eukaryota; Fungi; Mortierellomycota; Mortierellomycetes; Mortierellales; Mortierellaceae
Exons: 6
Coding region: 55-1059 (334 amino acids)
Biological process (GO): protein insertion into ER membrane
Cellular component (GO): cytosol
Molecular function (GO): protein binding
Source: RefSeq, a predicted model, not a curated record
AUCUCAUUCCUCCUUCAAAGCUACAUCACCAACAACAAGGAAAGAGCAUUCAUUAUGGCCGCCGCAAGAGGAACUGCAAAAACAUUGAAGAAACUAGAAAAGUCUGUGGGUGACGGAAACUAUUAUGAGGCCCAUCAGAUGUACCGUACUGUAGCCAAUCGCUAUGUCAAGGCUCAAAAUUACAAUGAUGCGAUCGAUCUUUUGCACUCUGGAGCAAUGCUUCUGUUGAAGCAUAAGCAGGGCAACUCAGGAACAGACUUGGCAAUAUACCUUAUUGAUGUCUACAAUCAGGCAAAGAUUCCUGUCACAGAAGAAUCUCGAGAUCGUAUUUUCGAUCUUGCUGACUUGAUGGGACCCGAGAACACUCAACGUAGAUCAUUUCUCCAAGGGGCUAUCAGCUGGUCUGGAUACAAUGGAGAGUACCGGGAGGGCGAUCCUCUGAUUCAACACUAUGUGGGAUUGUUGUUCUGGAGAGAAAAGGACUACGCUCAAGCAGAGGCACAUCUGUUAGUAGGAACACAAGAAAGUGCAGAGGCGUUGGGACUUGCCUUGUUCGAGUGGUCAGAAAUGGAACCUAGUCAUGAUAAGGGCGCAUACCUGUUACGCGGUGUCCUUCAGGAAUUAUCAAUGAAAAAUUUACGCGAUGCUAAUGUUGUUUAUAAAACAUUUGUAGAGCGAUUGCCAUCAACCUAUUUGGCAUCAGAACAAAAGUAUAACACCCCUUCAGGUUCUACCAAAACUGUGCAGACCUUCAAGUCCUCACUGCUCAAUUUUACACAGCUGUUGCUCUUGUCCUGUGAAACCGGUAACCCUGCUCUCUUUAAGCAGCUUUCUGCAAAGUAUAAAGGUAUUCUGUCCAUUGACGAGAAUUUUGGCGCGAUGAUGGCGACUAUUGGAGAGCUGUUCUUUGGGGUUAGGGCACCAAAACAGGCUAACUUGUUAGCAGAUCUAAUGAGCAGUCUCUUCUCAGGACCACCAGCAUCGUCGUCACGGCCAGCACUGGGCGCAGGGGCAGAAGAAGCACAGCCAUCACAGCCUACUAUCGAAGAAAUGGACUGAUUGUUCAAGCCAAGAUGGUCUCUGCUCUGCCCAUCUUUUUUUACGAAUAGAAGAUUGAAAUUCUAAGUUGUGGCUAUGCUAGAAACUAAAAAAAGACAAUUUUGAGGAUUGUUAAUUGUUAAUAAUAAAACUACCUUUGAUGAAAA